GGCAUCCAUCGUCCUUGGCUCGCUGAUCGUGCGGCCACCUGGACCUCUCUCAUUCACAUCUUCGACCACGCGGAAUCCCAAACGGGUCAGGACAAGUCGGUCAGAUUGUUCAGCCUACCUCAACGCAAGUCCACUGAUUCGUGGCUGGGCUUGACGAUCAGUCUUGCUUUCCUCUGCGUCGGGUGGUCAUUCGGACCACAGCAGGGGCAGCAGGUCUUGCUUGCGUCCAACAUUCUGACGAUAGCUCGCCUUCGGACCUCAAGCAGCACAGCAACGCACUCGUUGGCACUCCCAAUCCAAGCUCGAUUGGGGAGCGCCCUCGUCAAAGGCUGCUUUUCCAACAGCUGUCCAUGUCUGAGUAGCCGAGUCUCUACCUCACACUUGUUCAGACAUGUCCUCCAUCUUUCGAGCGCCGGGCAGCUUUGGUGCAUCAGCAGCUAGCACUGCGCGUCCAGGUCUGGUCAAUACCUCCAAUACUGGAAGUCAAGCGGCGAGCAGCGACAUUGAAGUGAACCCUUCUCCUCCAGAUGGAAUCUCUUCGCUCGAUUGGAGCUCUGCUGCUGACUUUCUCGUGAGCGGGUGCUGGGACAACAAUGUUCGCAUUUACGGAGUGGAAGGGGCAGGGGCGGUGCCCAAAGCGAUGUACAGUCACGAAGGUCCAGUGCUAGACACCAUUUGGUCCAAAGACGGCUUGAGAGUCAUAAGCGGCUCAGCAGACAAGACUGCUAAGCUGUAUGACGUUCAGAGCGGACAGAGCAAUCAGGUCGCUGCUCACGAUGCACCUAUCAAGCACGUGAGAUGGGUCGAUCAGGGAAACGGGCUGCUCGCUACUGCCAGCUGGGACAAGACGGUCAAGUACUGGGACAUGCGCCAAGGGAAUCCUAUCGCACAAGCCACACUUUCGGAAAGAUGCUACGCUAUGGACUGCGAGUGGCCAUAUCUGGUCGUUGGCACAGCGGAUCGCAAGAUCCACGUCUUUGAUCUGCAGCAAAAUCCCAAUGCUCCUGCCUUUUCGAUCGACUCUCCACUCAAAUAUCAGACGAGGACCAUCGCUUGCUUCAGACGAGCACCCGAGGUCGGCUUGGAACCCAUGGCACCCGGCUUCGCACUUGGGAGCAUCGAGGGACGAGUUGCGAUUCAGUACUUCAAGGAUGAGCACAAGGGCUCGAACUUCUCGUUCAAGUGUCAUCGAAAAGAGCCUCCUACGGGUAGCAGGGAACCAGCUGUGGUGUGUCCCGUCAAUGAGAUCAGCUUCACGCCUCAAGGCACAUUCUCCACUUGCGGCUCGGAUGGAACCUUCACCUUCUGGGACAAGGACGCUCGUACGAGGCUCAAGACUUUUGACCGCAAAGCAGCUCCGAUCAGCGCAACGGCUUUCAAUCGAGACGGUAAAAUCUUUGCGUAUGCCGUGUCGUACGAUUGGCACGCGGGUCAUCAGAUGGCUAAUCCGCCCAAUAGCGGAAAGGACAAGAUCUAUCUUUUGCCCGUGGCCGAAGAAGACAUUCGCAGGAAGCCUCCCAAGAGGUGAGGUUCUGCCAAUUGCUCUUGACUUUCUGCCCACUCGGCGGAUGGUGACAGGCGCGAGAAGAAGGACCACGAAAGGAGAAGACUUCGAAUAGAAGCAAGGUACCCACACUUCGCGAUAUGUUGCGAGCGAGCGACGUCAAUGAGAUAUUGUCA
This is a messenger RNA of Ceraceosorus guamensis, 1680 nucleotides long. RefSeq names its product WD40 repeat-like protein. The transcript is spliced from 6 exons. The record is from RefSeq and is a predicted model, not a curated record. Gene Ontology annotation, biological process: RNA export from nucleus; transcription-dependent tethering of RNA polymerase II gene DNA at nuclear periphery. Gene Ontology annotation, cellular component: nuclear pore. NCBI's taxonomy places the organism in Eukaryota, Fungi, Basidiomycota, Exobasidiomycetes, Ceraceosorales, Ceraceosoraceae. Bases 392 to 1528 code for a protein of 378 amino acids. Gene Ontology annotation, molecular function: ubiquitin binding; RNA binding.